This is a messenger RNA of Candidozyma auris, 795 nucleotides long. RefSeq lists its product as uncharacterized. NCBI's taxonomy places the organism in Eukaryota, Fungi, Ascomycota, Pichiomycetes, Serinales, Metschnikowiaceae. The record is from RefSeq and is a predicted model, not a curated record. The coding region runs from base 1 to 795 and encodes 264 amino acids. The transcript has a single exon.
AUGAUCCGCAGCCAAAGCAUCUCCAGCUUUACAGAGAGGAAAAAGCCUAACUUUUUUACCGCCCUUAGAACAAGGAAGCUGUCUAAGGAUCUCAAUGGGGUGUUAAGAGCUCGUCCUCUCAGCCAGCUGUCUCUGCUGCUGAACUUGAACAUCUCCUCUGCAUCCAAACGCCAUUCGGUGCUUCUUCUGCCAACCGAAGACAAAGAGAACCAGGUGCCCCAGUUGAGAAAACACUCGAGCGCCUCUAAAUUGAGAGACUCCAAAAGGAAUUCUGCCUCACUCAGAUCAAUGAUCUCUAGCCCUCUAGAAAAGGCUCCCUUGAGCCCUCCUUCUGACAUUGCCUCAGUAGACACUGACGUGCUGGACCAUGUGUCGCCCUAUACCCCACAAGCUGCUGCAAAUGUAGCAUUGGACCACAUUGAAUUUGGUUCGACUUUCAAUCACGAGCUGAUAGAUUGGGACGAAGAGCCAUGUAGCCCUUCCAAGCUACAUCGCACUACGAACAUGAACAAUAUCAACGAUUUUAUCAAAUCCAUGGAUACGCUGCUCUUGCCAUUAUGUAACCGUGCCAGUCUUGAAUUUGAAGCUCACGAAAUUGGAGUGUUGCAGGAGAAGCUCCAACUGAAAGAGCUGGAGUUAAAAUUGGUGGAGAACGCUAUGUUUUUGCAAUUCUUUGAAAAAGAGGCCCGCAAGGAGAACCAGAUGAAUGUUAGGUUUUGGGACGAUGUUGAUAUGACAGGCGCGAUCAAGGACGAGGAUUAUGGUGAGGAAGACGACUUCCAUUUGUAUUUAUAG